UAUUGCUUUGUCAAUAAUUAAAGUGAUCCAUAUUUCUCUCUCAAAACCAAUCACAUUAUUUUGUACAAGGUCGCAUUUGCCACUUCUAAGCACGAGAAGAAACUUCAGCAUGAGUUCUAAUCUGUGUUGCCAUUUUCUCAUUAUUCUUCUACUUGUUCUAGCAAUUUUCGUGCAGCUCGGAACUUCUCGCUCAAAGGUGGAAGUGCUUCCCGGCUUUGAAGGACCUCUUCCUUUCGAACUGGAAACUGGUUAUGUGGGAUUGGGAGAAAGAGAUGAUGACAUGCAAGUCUUUUAUUACUUUCUCAAGUCAGAGAACGAUUCUCAAAAAGACCCUCUUAUGCUUUGGUUGUCAGGGGGCCCUGGUUGCUCUUCAUUAUCGGGUCUUCUCUGUCAAAUAGCUUCAGCCGCUGCAACAUAUUCUGCCUCUACGGUUGAUUGUGUAACUGUUGCUUGCUUUUUUGAUGCCCAAGAAAAUAUUCCUGAUCCAAGUGAGAAGUGGCUGAUUGAUCACCCGGAAUUUCUUUUAAAUGAAUUUUACAUCGGAGGUGAUUCAUAUUCUGGCAUACCUGUCCCUGGUAUUGUUCAAGAAAUUUCAAAUGGAAAUGAAAUAGGUCUACAACCACAGAUAAAUCUCCAGGGAUAUCUAUUAGGGAACCCAGUAACAACAGGAAAAGAAAAUAAUUAUCAAAUCUCAUUUGCUCAUGGAAUGGGACUUAUUUCAGAUGAACUCUAUGCGUCACUGCAGAGAAAUUGUAAAGGAGAGUAUAUCGAUAUUGAUUCCAGAAACGAAUUGUGUUUAAGAGAUAUGAACUACUUUGAAGAGUGCCUUUCAGAAAUUGAUAUGGGAAACAUUUUGGAACACUGCUGCAAAGUUGAUUUGCCUAAGAAACAUGAAGCUCCGUGGAGGAGAUAUCUGUAUCAAAAGUUUGAGGCCUCUCUUAAUUCUUAUUAUACGAGAGAGCCAAACUUAUGCUGCAAUAUUUUUAGUGACUUCAUUUCCGCUCAAUGGGCCAAUGAUGAGAGUGUUCGCAAGUCGCUGCAUACUCGAGAGGGAACUAUAGGCAAAUGGGAACGCUGUUACAAAACUGAUUUUAAGUUUCAGAUCUCUAGUAGCUUCGACAUUCAUGUAAAUCUUAGUGCAAAAGGAUACCGUUCAUUAAUAUACAGCGGAGAUCAUGAUGCAGUUGUUCCUUUCAUAUCGACCCAAGCGUGGAUUAGGGCUCUAAACUACUCCAUUGUGGAAGAUUGGAGGCCAUGGCUUAUAGAAGAUCAUGCAUCAGAAUCAGACCUUUACUCGUACACUUGCAUGUGUUGGUCCAAGUGGGAAAAUCGUGGGUCCCCUGAAGCAUAUGGGACCAUGAGUUUGACCCAAAAUUUAUCUGCAUUGAGAAAAUACCGAAUGAUCUUAUAUUGGUAUAUAGUGUACGGGACAUCAUUAAUGCUAGAAAAGGAGAUGCACCUUCGUCAAUCCCAUUUUACCUAAUUAUAUAAAAUUUCUAUAUUAUUCCUAAUUGUCAGCCCAACCCAUAUAAUAGAAGACGAAAUUGUUGGGUUAAUUAAUUAAGAUAUUGUGAUCCAAUUAUUUAAAUAAUUGUAAUUAAUAUCUUAUCAUAUCUUUUAGACAU
This is a messenger RNA of Cajanus cajan (pigeon pea), 1625 nucleotides long. Lineage: Eukaryota; Viridiplantae; Streptophyta; Magnoliopsida; Fabales; Fabaceae. The record is from RefSeq and is a predicted model, not a curated record.